Messenger RNA from Leucoraja erinaceus (little skate), 11732 nucleotides. It is a transcript of the gene jph2, whose product is annotated as junctophilin 2. Bases 731 to 3076 code for a protein of 781 amino acids. Gene Ontology annotation, cellular component: plasma membrane; junctional membrane complex; sarcoplasmic reticulum. The record is from RefSeq and is a predicted model, not a curated record. The transcript is spliced from 6 exons. NCBI's taxonomy places the organism in Eukaryota, Metazoa, Chordata, Chondrichthyes, Rajiformes, Rajidae.
AGAGUGGGAAAUUGACAGGAAGGCUUGGGAAACAGGCACAUCAGUGCAAAUUAUUCCCAUGAUAUUUACUUGUUACAUUUCUGUAACACCAAAUAGAAACGCAAAACCGGGUUGCAAUGCAAUCUUCUGAAAAUCACAUGGCAUAUGGCGAUCUAAGAAUAACAUGCUUGUAGAUUACAGUCCGAUAAUGAGAGGGUAGUGUGAUUUUUAAAUGAAUUUACGAGGAUACGAUUGAUCCAAUAGUACAAGGCAUGAGAUGCAUUGACAGGGAAGACGGCGCUUUUUAUUUCCAGCACGUAUGUUUUAAAGGGAAUUUCACUUUGUUUUUAGGUUUGGAAACUCGGCUUGAAAUUUUAAUCCAGCCUCUUCUUGCAGGGGCUGUUGGUAAUGUUUUAAAAUAAGCGUUUGUGAAGAUUGUUGAUUGGAUUUUAUUUUUGGAUCGGAGGGAGAUCUGAUAGCCUUGUUAGGUAUGUUAUAACAUUCCGGUUGUGUGGAGAAGUGGGGGGUCAGGUCAGACAACUCAGCUGCCUCUCGUUCCCCCAAUGACGUCUGGCUGUUCGGUGGGGGGAAGAGGCGAAGCUGGUUCGGCUACCUGGUGCAAGGGAGCACCGAUUACCCCCUUUCUCUUCCACCUUCACCACUUGGGGGGAGAUUCAUUCGUUCAAAAACAGAAGUAUAUAGUAAACCCCCCCCUUCUUUCUGAUUCUGUGCUGCGACAAGCGUUUCAUGCAUGAGUGGAGGAAGAUUUGAUUUCGACGAUGGAGGGGCGUACUGUGGAGGAUGGGAAGGCGGCAAGGCGCACGGCCACGGUAUCUGCACCGGCCCCAAGGGCCAGGGCGAGUACUCGGGCUCCUGGAACUACGGCUUCGAGGUAGUCGGCGUCUACACCUGGCCCAGCGGCAACACCUACGGCGGCUACUGGUCUCAGGGCAAGAGGCACGGCCUGGGCUUGGAGACCAAGGGGCGCUGGGUUUACAGGGGCGAGUGGACGCACGGCUUCAAGGGCAGGUAUGGGGUCAGGCAGAGCCAAGCGAGCGGCGCCAGGUACGAGGGCACCUGGAACAACGGCCUCCAGGACGGCUACGGCACCGAGAAGUACGCGGAUGGAGGUACGUACCAGGGCCAGUUCACGGGAGGGAUGCGCCACGGUUAUGGAGUGCGCCAGAGCGUUCCUUACGGGAUGGCCACCAUGAUCCGCUCGCCGCUGCGGACGUCGCUCACGUCGCUGCGGAGCGAGCACAGCAACGGCGCCGUGCUCCAGCACGAGCCUCCCGCCGACUCACUGGCGCUCGGUGCGCCCGCCCGCCCGGGCCCGGGGCCUGGGCCUAGCCGCGGCGGCUUCGCCCUCAGCCUGCACAGCGCCGGCGACGCGGCCGAGCACAAGGCCAAGCGCCGGGGCCUCUUCCGCCGCACCUCGCUGCUCGGCAAGCUGAGGAAGAGCGACUCCAAGAGCUCGCUGGCCAGCCAGCGCAGCAAGCUGAGCUUCCUCAAGAGCGACGCCGGCCUCAGCUCGGCCGCCAGCGACGCCAACUCCACCAUCAGCCUGGGCGAGGGCGGGGGAGGAGGAGGAGGAGGAGGCGUCGACGACUUCCCGCCCGUCGAGGCCGACAUCGACGCCACCACCACCGAGAGCUACAUGGGCGAGUGGAAGAGCGACAAGCGCUCGGGUUACGGCGUGAGCGAGAGGUCGAGCGGCCUCAAGUACGAGGGCGAGUGGCUCGACAACCUGCGCCACGGCUACGGCUGCACCACCUUCCCCGACGGCCGCAAGGAAGAGGGCAAGUACAAGAACAACUUGCUGGUCAAGGGCAAGAAGAAGCACCUGAUCCCCCUCAGGACCAACAAGCUGCGGGAAAAGGUGGAGAGGAGCGUGGAAGGAGCGCAGAGGGCGGCGGCCAUAGCCAGGCAGAAGUCGGAGAUCGCCUUGUCCAGGUCUUCACAUGCUAAAACAAAGGCUGAGGCAGCAGAUCAUGCUUCCCAUGCAGCAAGCAAUGAAUCUAGUAUUGCACGGGCCAUCGCCAGGGAGCUUUCUCCAACAUUUUACCAACCAGGUCCAGAAUAUCAAAAACGAAAACUGCUGCACGAACUGAUAGAGAAUGGGGAUCAUGUGGAAAACACUGACCAAGAACCCCCAUCAAUAGAGGAACCUCCACCUACCCCACCAGAGAGCCCUGGCCUCCAUGGGACAGCCACAACUCCAUUCGAGUCAUCUCCUGCUGUCACUCCGUCACCGAGCCCUGUGGAGACACCACCAGAAGUACGAAAGAUUAGAGACUCAAAUCUUAAAAUGGAGGACCCCAGCUACUUGAGUCCAGGCAACUGGAAUGGGGAGCAAUCUAAAAACAAAAGCACAAGCAGCCGAUCCAGCGGUCAUCCUGGAGCACCUUCCGAUUUGUUGACCGUCCAGAUUGAGAACAGGUCAACGGCCAGCAGCCGAAAUGUUUCAAGGAGCUCUAGUCAACAAAGUAACAGAAGGACACCGACAAAAAUGGAGGAACAGUUGCAAAAUAACUGUGAUUUAGACAUAAAGCCUUUGGAAAGGAGUGAAAAUAAGCCUCACACAAAUCUAAAGAGCAAACCAAGAGAACUUAUCCCACCCAGUCGUCAGACUGAUUUUCAGUUCCAUGAAAGUUAUCACAGCUAUGCUGUGCGGCCGCAAGUAGGUCCCCCUCCUUUGGAUUUAUUGGAUGAUGUAGUUCCCGUCCCGUCCUUGUCCUUCAAGAAAGAAGCAAUCCCAGCAAAACCAUCAGUACAAGAGCCAAAAUCAGAGGUCAAAGUAAAAAAAGUACAACCAGAGCCUGAACCAAAGCCAGCACCUCGGGUGCAUGAAGCUGCACCACGUCCCAAACAGGAGAAACAGCUGCAACCCCAGCCGGAACCCAGACCUCAGCUCAAGCCAGAAACCAAACCUGCACCAAAACCAGUGUCCAAACCGGUAUCUAAAUCAGUAACACCGCCUGAAAUGGAAGGAAAGGAGGUGGCACCAUUUGAUCAGGGACCUAAUACCGUUAUGAUUGCCAUGGUCAUUUUGUUGAAUAUUGGCCUUGCCAUCUUGUUUGUGCAUUUCCUCACAUGAUUUGUUUCUGAGUCAUCGCAGAAGCCUGUGUACUCCGUCUCGUUGAGAAGAAGGAAGGUGAUUUUUGGAAAAUUGUACCUCCUGCAAGACUUGACACUCAGGCACUGCAGAAACUGAUUACAAUGGCCCUUCUUAAAGGAAUCCAGAUCUGUUUUUCAUCACCAGUUUGUGCCCUACAGUUUUGCAAAUGAGAUACAUUGGGAGACAUACAUCUGAGCGGAAUGUAUUUGUAGAAACUAACAGCUGCCUUACCUUUUGCCUGUGUUUAUAUUAUACAGUACUAGCUGCCAAGGAUUGUGCUCGAGAGCUUGAAUUAUUCUAUUGUACAAAUGGAUUUGGGGACUCGGGUUGGGGAGGGUGGAUUGGGAUGGGGAGGGAAGAAAAGAGAGAAUAACUGAUUCUUAUGGUUCUAUUUCAUUAAAAAAAAAGAGUUAGUUCAGGGAGAUCUUGCAAAUGUAUUUUUGUAGCUUGACUUUUUUGGUUAAAAUAAGUAAAGCAAAAUGAUUUUGGAUAUUAAUAUACUUAUUUAACAAACUUAACUGAAAGAUUUAGGGCUAUGUUUUCCUCUGUUCACUAUUUCGGGUUUUAAAAAAAGAAAAGUAAAUUGGUUUCCCUAGUUUAAACUCUUUUACUACUAGAAAAAAAGACCUUCAGUUGACAAUACUCCCUUUAGAGAUCGGCUUUUGAAAAAGGAUACAAGGAUGCCGUGCACUGCAUUCACAGGGCUUUUUAUAUGUUAAGGGAAAUGUUGGUCUACUGUGAAUUUUUAAUUAUUUUUUCUCACUAUAUUACCAUUCUAAUCAGAUGAGUAAGAGAACAGUGAUUCAUGUUAGCUGCAUGUUUUAACAGCGAGUUGUUUUUAAAAAAGAAAUCACAAUUUUAAACUAAUUAUACAGUCCUGCCAAACACAGCAUGCAAUUUUUGAAUAACACUAUAAUAAACUAAGGAGAAUGCACAGAUUUGCUCUUUAACAUCAUUAUGCUUUUGGAUUUAAGUUGAUUUAAAAACUUAUGGCGACCAAAACUAUUUUGCAACAAACUUAACACUUCACAUUUUGAAUGCCACGUUAGUUAGAAAUGGUGUACCUUUUGUUUGUAGUCAUAUAUUUUUGAGAAUUAUUUUUGGCACUUUGAGAAGUUGUAUAUCUUUUAAGUUACAAAUCACAAAUUUGAAAAAAUGGCCUCACAGUAUUUCUGCCAGUAUAUUCGAAGUGGGAAAAAUCAGAUUGAGCCAGAAAUUUCACAAUACUCGCUAAUUAAUUGCUUGCGGAAUAGUACUUUUCUUAUUUUGUGCCAAGACAUAAAAUGUUACUAGCUGUUCAGCUUCCUUUUCUCUGCAUGUGUGCACUUUGUAGAAUGAGCAUAGAUGGCAAAAUGUGACAAGGUAUAUAUGCUUUUGUGUGGAUAUACAUUCAGGUCUGUUUUUUGCUUUGUAAGAUUUAUAUAUAAAAGUAUAAAAUUACCUCAGAGACGCAUGCUUCUUCAAGAUAUUUGGUAUUUUCAGGUCUUACUAUAUAAUAUAAAUAAUUUCACCAGCCAUGCUGAUCGUCUAUCUUCCAGAUAUUUAUUCAUUUCUAUAUAAAUGUUAUUAAAUACUGUCUUGUUGGGUAUUUCUACAUGGGAAAAAAUUGUGGAAUGUGCUCAUGUAAAUCAGAAUGUAUUUAUAAUUUGCGGCUUAUAAUGGUUAAGAAAAAAUUCUUCAGAAGUUGAAUAUCCAAGGCAUUCUUGUGAGACUGUUUUCUGUCACUGCCGUAUGAUGUAAUUUUUAAUUGAAGUGAAAUGAGUUAAUUGAUCCGAGGCAUUUAUAGUUUUGAUAUUACAAACCUAGAAAAGAUUAGUGCCUUACUGAUAUUUCCUAACGUCAAAUAUUUAAGACAGUAAACUUUCAUUUAAAAUAGCCAUUUUAAAACAUCAGUCUAUUUUGAAUGAAAUACAUUAAAAUCUUAUGACAUUUGUUCUAGAUCAGCUGUUCUUAUGACAACUUGUACUAUCCAGAAAAGGUUACAUUAUAAUGAUCUCCAAGAACUUUGCAUUCUCCAACGAUAAAGUAGUAAGGGUGAUUUGAAAUUCUGCGGCUAUUGAAAUUGGAAACUGUUUGCCAAUCUCAACCCAUCCCUUCAGUUUCUCCAUUCCCCCUCUCCACCACACUCCACAUUUUUUUUGUUUCUUACCUUGCAUUGACUCUGAUUUCAAGCACUAAAAUUGAAACAGAGUCAUUGUUAUAAUGGCCUUGAGGAACUUGGCAUACUCCAUAGCUCUGCUUUGUCCGGUUCUUUCUAGAAUGUUUAUUUUGACAAGUUGAUGCAGAUAGGAUGAUUUGAAAUUCUGUUGCUGUUGAGAUAGGACAUUGUGCCAUAAUCAUCUGUGUCAUAAUUGAGGAAUUUUAAAUUAGAUGGGACUAAUAUUAACUAACUGGACCUUCCAUUAAUGAGGCGAUAAUAAGUGCAUUAUUUUACAGACCAUUGAUUUGUUUACUACAGUUUUUUUAAAUGGCCUUUUGUCACCAAAGCAACUCUCGGUUCCUGGUGAUGAACCUUUAUUAUACAAAUCAGGAUUUAAUUAUAUGUUAGGUAUCCAAUUGCAGUUUUAAGAACCUUGUGGCUGAAUCAUUCAUUGUCUACAGUUCAAUCAUUAGUCUCCUUAAUUUACGACUGUGUAAGGUGAUCACUGACAAUGGCAGCUGCUCUAGUUUAUUCCAAGUUAAUUCCAUAUGUUAUUUGUGCCUGGUGGAAUAAUAGUACUGUUCACUGGUGAUAUUGUCUUGGACUUCUCACCUCUCCACCCCACCCCCAUCACACCACCCAAGAGCAGCUGCUUUGUUUCUUGGUGUCAAAUAUGCCUCUGCCCCACCUCCUCCUCCCACAGCAAGAAGAUGGUCAAGGUGUGUAGAGGCGGUUGUAUUCUGCUGGACAAUUUAAAUCGUUUUCUUGUCCAGAAGUAGUCAUUCACUUCUUGCAAAGAUUUUACUCAACUUGUACCUGUAUUUUAACACUAACCUUUUAAAAAAAAACUCUGACAAUUGAUUUUCCACACCAACCAAAGUUGAAAAUUACUUUUGUAAUUGUUGUGUAGCUCUUUGCCAAACUAUCCUAUAAAUGUUUCAAUGACUGACAGUAGUAUAGCACUUUUCUAAGCAUUGAAUCUAAAUUUGAAUUUUUUUUAAUUUCCAUUUUAACAAAUAGUAUAUUUUGGAGAAAAGAAUAAUUAUUUUAAAUGGAAGAUAGACACACAAUGCUGGAGUAACUCAGCGGGACAGGCAGCAUCUCUGGAGAGAAGGCAUUGGUGACAUUUCGGGUCGAGACCCUUCAGACUGAAGGAAAGGGGAAACAAGUAGAUGUAGAGAGAUAUAGAACAAAUGAAUGAAAGAUAUGCAAAAAAGUAACAAUGAUAAAGGAAACAGGCUAUUGUUAGCCGUUUGCUAGGUGAGAACGAAAAGCUGGCGUGACUUGGGUGGGGUAGGGAUGGAGAGAGGGAAUGCAUGGGUUAUUUGAAGUUCUUUGAAGUUUUCAAUGGUCAGUUUCGUCCUUUGUGCUGAAUUAUAUGAACAGGCAAAGACCUGAAAACAUUUUUUUAUUAACUUUUUUUUUUGGAGAUAUAGGUGUGGAUGCACAAUUAAAUGGUUCUGAUUGGAUGCACACAUUAUUUGGCAGGUUAGGCAUCUUGUUCUGAUUUUGAACUGGUAAGGGAAUUUAUGAGAUAGUGGACCAUAUUCAUUAGCUGGUCUCCUGAGACCUGCCUGUGGAAAAUGGGUCGUAAUAUUUAUGUUAAGCAAGUUACUGAAAAUGUGAGCUGAUAGCAGUAGAAUGUGCAAAACCAAGCUCCCAGGGCCAGAAUGAAAAGGACAAGUAACCAUGUCCUUAAAUCCAUUUGAUGGGUUGCGAAGUGAACAUUUCCUGCAGAUUGAAAAGGAAAUGCACGUGAGAAUGACCAGGUUUGGAAUGAAAAAAAUGUAUACAGGGAAAGCAAGAUUUAAUUCCAAGCGAGAUAAGCAAUUAAAGAAAUGAAGCAUUUUCCAUUUUUGAAAUCUCCAAUUUAAAUGCUGAGUGAAGGAGAUUUUAUAUUUGACAUUUUAGUGCCAAGAAGCAGACUGGCAGUUAUUGCACAUAUCAAAUUAGUAAAUUGAUUAAAGUAUAGGAUUGAAGUGUAUGCGAUUUAAUUUUCUGUGGCAAGUUUAAUUGUUAUCUAUUGUGGAUAUACAGGAACUACAUGCCGAUUUAUUUCAGUGGUUCAUGAGGCUGCAAUGAUGCAGAGAGCUAAUGCAUCAAAAUGGAAACCUAUUACAGAUAAUAAAAUCAAUUACUUAUUGUAUGAUUUUAUGCCCAUUUAAUUAAUUCAGCCUGAUUAGGACCGAAUGUGAAUUGGGUGCAUUGAUAUAAAAUAAGAUGAAACUUCAAUCCUGAAGAUAGACACGAAAAGCUGGAGUAGCUCAGCGGGUUAAUCAGCAUCUCUGGAGAAAAGGAAUUAGGUGACUGUUCGGGUCGAGACCUUUCUCGCAGUCUGAAGAAGGGUCUCGAUCCGAAACAUCUCCUCUUUCUUUUCUCCAAAGAUGCUGUGUGGCCCGCUGAUUUAUGCCAGCUUUUUGUGUCUAUCUUCAGUUUAAACCAGCAGCUGCAGUUCCUACCUACGCUGAACUUUAAUUCUGAUAUACUGGAUCUAUUCUAAUCAAUAUUUGUUACAUUGCAAAAAUAACGAAGCACAGUGUGAUGAGAGAAUCCAUUCAAAAGUAGUUAAAUCAUACCAUUGCCAAAAUGACUUCAUAGAAUGUCACACAUGCAGUCAGUACUGGUGAUACUGGUUAUUGUGCUACUGUUAUGUACAUUUCAAUGUUUCAUCAAUCGCAUGAUCCUUGAAAUUCCAAUUACUUGAUAUUUAAUAGUUUACUAGAUUGGUGCCGAGGACUGAAAAGGAUUUAAAAUUUGCUUUUGGAGGAGCAUGUUAAGCACACACACAAACUCAUGCACGUAUCCUUAAUGUGAUGAAUGAUUAUGUUAAAGUGGAACUGUCCAACCCUGCCUGAAAUGUAAUGUUUACAGUAGAAUGCAACAGCGGUUAAGAUGCUUUUAUAAUACAAAGGCAUGAUUGAAAUUAAAUCUUGCUUCCACUUAGUUACUAUUACAGUAUAUGAAUAAAAACUGUAUUUUGGUUCACAUUCCACUGAUACCCAAAAUCGACAUCAGCUUUAAUUGUGUUUUUCAGCCCAUUUUCUCCUCUCCUAGGUUUUUUUUAAAUCACUUCUGCAAGAACCAGGAACAGCUGUCUAUGUAACAGAAUAUCAGUCUUCUGUGAGGAUUAAGAAAUAGAAGCAGGUCCUUGUGCUGCCUAGAUCAAGGCUGAUCAUAUUUCUCAAAGCUGCUUUUCUGCACCAUUCAGGCCCAUUGAUUCCCAUAAUAGCAUCAAUCUAUCAGUCUCCAUCUUGAAUAUACCCAGCAUCUAGACUUUACUAGCCCUCUUGGGUAGAGAAUUUCUAACUGUGUGGAGAAGUAUCUUCACAUCGUAGUCCUGAAGGGACCCGACACAAAACAUCACGUAUCUGUUUUCGAGAGAUGCUGCCUGACCCACUGUGUUCCUCCAGCACUUUGUCUUUUUAAUGUAAACCAGCACCUGCAGUUCCUUGUAUCUCUCAUAUUUUGGGACUGAUCUCCAGCUUGGGCAACAUCACCCCUGUAUUAAGGCCAUAACAAUUCUGUGUAUCUUUCAAUGAGGUCAUCUCUCAUUCUUAUGUACAACUGGUUUAUCUCUUUCUCAGAUAAAUUUCCCAUAUCAGGAAUCAAUCUAUUGAACCUUUGUUGCACUCCCUCUAUUGCAAGCAUAUCCUUCCUUUGAUGAGAAAUCCAACCUGUAUAUAAUAUUUUGGAUAUAAUUUCACCAAUAUUUGCAUAUAAGACAUCUCCACUGUUGUAGCCAAAUCCUCUUGCAGUAUGGACCCAACAUAUUGCUCGCCUCAAUAAUUGUUUGCUGCACCUGUGUACAAAGACCUUCGAACACGUUUCAAUCUCUUGCCAUUCAAAAAUACUCUUACUUUUCUCUUACAAACUCGAUUAGUAAUUCUGUCAUGUCUUUGUCCUUUCAUUUAGACUCCCUACAUCCCUCCUUUGUCCCUUCUCUCAACACACAUUUUCACCCCAUUUUAUACCAUCAGCAAACCUUUAAAAUAGUGAAAGAAUAUCUGUGGCCACUAUGACAAUUCUUGCACCAUUAAGCAAUCCUUAAUCCACACAAGUAUAUUAUGCCCAAUUCUCUGCUUUAAUGUAUAAUUACCUCUUGUGGCACAAUCUGUUUAAGUCCAUAUGAAAACUGUUUUCUCCCUUAUCUAUUCUACAAGUUAUAAUCUCAAACUUCAAAUAAAUGAAUCAAGCAUAAUUUUCAUCCCCCAUAAAUCCACAAUAGAUCUGGUAAUCUUAAUAAUAUCCCAAUGCCGUGUUUAAAACAAAAAUAGGAUUUUAGUUGAUACUUGUUUUAUCUGAAAUGGUUGUUUGUCCAACCUGUGUUAUCGGUUUCCUCAUGGAUCACAACUGGACUUUUCCUUUUGUAUUUCAAAGUACCUGUCUAGCUCCAAGAAGACCUUAUACUUGGCACAAGGUUGGCCACAUAGUCUACAGGACUCGUGCUGGAUUCUGCAGAGGACGGUGUUAGUCAUCCUGUCUCCAUCACUGUGAUGUUCAUACGGGGGCGGGGGGUGGUGAAGGCAGAUACAAUAUUGGCAUUUAGGAGGCCUUUAGAUAGGCAUAUGGAUAUAGAGGGAUAUGGCUCAUGUGCUGUCAUAGGAGAAUAGUUUAUCUUGACUCAUUUGGUGCAGAAUGUGGGCCAAAAAGCCUGUUAAUGUGCUUUAUUUUGCUAUGCUCUAUGUCAGUGGUUCUUAACCUUUUUGGCAUACGUAUGUCAUAUGUACCUUUGUUAGGUUCCUAAAGAUGGGCUCAACAAAUGAAUGUGUUAUUUAUGACCACCCAGGAAAGCCCCAAAUGACCCCCAUGGGGACCCGACCCCCAGGUUAAGAACCACUGUUCUAUGUAAAUUAUGCUAAGAAUCGGAACCCAUGGGAUAGAUUUUGUUUUGAAUUAAUAGAAAUUUUGAACCAAUUUUUCCUUGGCAAAAUUGAACCUCAGAUGUACCAAAAAUCUAAGUGCUAACCCGUCGGAUUGGAUUGAAAGCUAUACGCUUAUCGUUAAUGUUUGUAAGCUUUGAAGAAAACCCAAUGAACUGUGAUUUUUACACCAUUUACAUUACAUUUUGUAGGAUCUAGUAAGAAGUGAUAGAGAGUUUUAUAACUGAAUUUUCCAUUAAAUCUUAAACUAAAUUCUACCAAAUGCAAUCAGUCUGAGAAACCAGUCAUUGACAACGUUUCUCUUAUAAAGAACUGAAGCUGGUGAUUAGCAGUUAAUUUCUAAUUUAUGGUAACACCACACUUCAAACACAUUGACAAAGUAACAAAUGUACAGUAAGUAUUUACAUUUUGAAUUUGUAUUUCCCUCUUCCAUCAUAUUGCAUUCCUAAACUUUCCUGCAAGUGAAAAAAUUGCCUCCAAGUUCCAAGAUAAUGUCUAUAGUAUCAGCACAAGUCACUGUAAAAGUAAAACCAUGUUAGUUUACUUUAUGGAGAUAUUAAUGUUUUCUUAUUUCUUAAUCAUACAGAUUUUGCUUUUCACAUCUGCAAUUAAAUAAAUAUUUUUAAUUUCUUGGCUCUUUGUGCUUUUCAUUGUUUUCCAGAUCAAGGUUAAUCUUGGGUAUUGGGAGUUCUAAUAUUACCCCAAGAACCCAUGAGGGUUUCAAAACUAUUCAUAUAUUGAUGUCCAUUGGCAAAUACAAGCAUACCCUUCCCCUUUCUUAUCUUCACAAGCACUUUGUCAGAAUACUCAAAAAUAUUGGCUGCAUUCACUGCCAGUUAGAUAACGUCAGUAAAACUGCACCAAAGCCAUAUCAAUAAUAAAUGUGGGCAUUUAAGACACAAUAAUACUGUAUGAAAAGGUGACCCGAGGUCUGGUGAAAGUUUGGAGCAACAUUUUAAACAGAAAGGUGGGGGUUUAGCAAAUGACUUCUAAAUAAAGACUCAUACAGACAAAAACUGUCAACAAUUGUGAUUUUGAUUAGAUUGGAAAAUUGAAUACAGAAUUCUUAAGUGGGAAUCCUCAGAAGUCAAAUAUAUCUGACCAGUUUGUUUCAUUCAUCACUGCAUAAAUAUCCUGGAUUUCCUUUGCACCCAAGGCUACAAUGGUACAAUACAGCAGGUAUCCUACCUCAAUGAACAUAAACAGAGAAAUAGGGAAUCAAUGUGACCAUGAUGCUAUGUGUAGGAAGGAACUGCAGAUGCUGAUUUAACCCAAGAUAGUCACAAAAUGAUGGAGUAACUCAGCGGGACAGGCAGCAUCUCUGGAUAGAAGGAAUUGGUGGUGUUUCGGGUUGUGACCUUCAGACGGUCUUCAGUCUGAAGAAGUCUUGACCUGAAACAUCACCCAUUCCAUCUAUCCAGAGAUGCUGCCCGUUCCACUGAGUUACUCCAUUUUGUGUGUAUGUCCCUGAUGCUGUCACCCGUACAUUCUGUUAAACAUGUUAUAAGUUUGGCACAGUGGUGCAGCAGGAAAGAGCUGCUGCUUCACAGCUGCUAUGACUGGUUGCUGCUUGUACAGAGUUUGCACCUUUUCCAAUGUAACCAUUAGGCCCCCC